UUCAACCUCUCUCGACCGCUGCUGCUAAGGCGAAAGUUAAAAGAUACUGAAAUUGAAUAAACUAAAAGUUGAUGAAGGAAGGAAAGAAUGUGGUUGAGGGAAGUAAAGAAGCUGGGAAUACUGAGGAAACCAAAAUAAUUUUGAGAGACUGAAGAAGAAUAGGAUCUGUCCAUUCCAAGUAAAGUAUUCAUUGUUUCAUCAGUAUUACAAAACCCUAGCUAGCUAUCAAUCGUAUAACUUCAUCGAUCUGUUUCCAUUAUUGCUUUCAUUUCUUCAUCUGCAACCUCAAGUCAGGAGUUUGCAUCUCAACUAGAGACACUAUAAGAUCAGUUACUGUUGCUGGCAUUUCUGGUUCUGCAAUCUCAAGAAUCUGUAACUGAAGAGCGACACAGUGAGAGAGAGAAUCUGCAAGCUCAAGAACCACUGAGCUGGGAUCAAAUAGUGUUAGAUCUAUUUCUGUUGGUGAUAUUAUAUUAUUCUGGAUUUGCAACGUAAAGAUUCAGACAGUUUAAGGUGUAAGUGAAUCUUGAGACAGAAAUAUCAUCUGCAAUCUCAACAACCAUUGAAAUACUGUCAGGUCCUACAAGUUGCUGAAAUGACAGAGGUGGUUUUUGCUAUUGUAUCAAAAGUCUCGGAAUUUUUGGUGGACCCAGCAAUACAUCAAGGAUAUUACUUGUUUUGUGUCGGCAAACUCACCAAAAAGCUUGACGAAGAAAAGGAAAACCUGACAUCAACAAUAGAUGGGAUUUCUCAACGUGCAGGAGAAGCAAAGAAGAAAACUGAGAAGAUUGAAAAUGCUGUGAAGAAAUGGUUGCAAGAAGCACAAAGUCUUCUGCAAGAUGCGGAGAAUUUGGAAAAAGAAGUGAGAGCCAGCGGUUGCUUCUGGAAUUUGUGCCCCACUUGGCGAAGAUAUUGUUUAUGCAAGCAGUUGGCAAGGAAGAUAGAAAGAAUGAUGGAGCUCAAGAACAACAGCAAGUUUGAGAGAUUUUCUAGUCCCAUUUCACUCCCAACCAAUGUUGAAUACUUCUCCUCAGGAAACUUUAUGAUAUUUAAAUCCACAAAGUUGGCUUAUGAUCAACUAUUGGAGGCGAUGAAAGAUGAUGAUUGCUUUAUGGUAUGCUUGCAUGGGAUGGGAGGGUGUGGCAAAACAACCCUUGCAAUAGAAGUGAGCAAAAGGGCUAAAGAACUGAAUCUCUUUGAUAAAGUUGUUUUUACUACUGUGUCCAAAUCUCCUAAUGUUAGAAAGAUUCAAGGUGAAAUUGCUGACGAAUUGGGUUUGAGUCCACUAAAGGAAGAAAGCGAGGCUGGGAGGGCAAGACGAUUAUCAUUGGGAAUGCGAAAGGGGAGGAUUCUUAUUGUAUUGGAUGAUGUCUGGGGAAUUUUGAAUCUUGAAGACUUUGGGAUCCCGUUAAAUUGCAACCUUGAAGGCUGCAAGGUUUUAUUAACUACACGUCUCCAACAACUUUGUUCAUUGAUGAAUGGUCAAAGGAAUGUUCCAUUGCAUCUCUUAUCAGAAGAGGAAGCUUGGACUUUUUUUCAAAACAAAGCAUGCAUAGUUGAUGACUCUUCUUUGUUAAAUACUGUGGCACGAGAGGUUGCAGCAGAAUGCAAAGGAUUGCCCAUUGCAAUUCAAGCUGUGGGAACAGCUUUGAAAGGAAAGCCUCUUGAUAAUUGGAAGGAUGCGUUAUAUAAACUAAGGCAUUCGAAACCUAUUGGAGUGCCCCAAGGUGUGAAAGAUGCCUUUACUUGUCUUCAAUAUAGCUAUGAUGCCUUGACAAGCAAUGAGGCAAAGGGUCUUUUCUUGACAUGUAGUAUUUUUCAAGAGGAUCGUGUGAUCAAAAGAGAAGACUUGUUUAGAUAUGGAGUAGGGUUAGGUUUAUUUGGGGAAGCUAGUACAUUUGAUGAUUUAAGGAGCAGAGUGAAUGCAGCUUUAACUGACCUCCUUGAUUAUUCUUUGAUAAUGCAUUCUGAGACAGGACAAAACUGCUUCAAAAUUCAUGAUGUUGUUCGUGAUUUUGCUUUGUGGGUAGCAUCCACAAUCAACCGUCCUGUCAUAGUUGACCAUGCAAAGGGGCUGAGUUCGUUGGCUUUGGAAGGAAACAUAAAAAAUUGUUUUGCUAUAUCUACAUGGUCCAAUAAAGACGAAGAUCCAUUUCCUCAACAAUUAUAUGUUCAAAAGCUAGAGAUGCUAUUACUAAUUUCAGCUAGACAGUAA
Molecule: messenger RNA, 2215 nt
Organism: Prosopis cineraria
Lineage: Eukaryota; Viridiplantae; Streptophyta; Magnoliopsida; Fabales; Fabaceae
Product: disease resistance protein At4g27190-like
Exons: 6
Coding region: 596-2215 (539 amino acids)
Molecular function (GO): ADP binding
Source: RefSeq, a predicted model, not a curated record